UCGCUGACGUUCGUUGGCCGGUUGUAGGCAUUUUCGCAGGACGCCGGGCAGCAUCAAAUAAACAACACAAGUUUUCCAGCAACGCUAAAAAUGAUCGAUAUUGGCCGCUGCUAUUACACCACGAUCCACUCGCAAACACUCUCCACCGAUGGACGCUUCCUGUUUUGUGGUAGCAAUUUCGGCGAAAUAUUUGUGUUCAGUGUGGAACGGAUAACGGCCUCUAGCAAUGGAACGGAAGCAACACCGAUGGAACUGGACAUACUGCCCACCAUCCCUGUGCAGACACUGCCCGUUACGGACCGGUGUCCGAUAUACAGCAUGGCGUUUCACAAAGAUUUCUUGAUCGUUGGACUGAACGGUGAAAUAUGCGGCUUUCAGUGGUCCAGCAAAUCGGGCUCGAUUGGGAAGAAGGCGUGGACGGUGAAGCUGCCUGCCCCUCCGGAAAGCGCAGACAUGAGCGAAGUAAACUACAUGUGGUUGACCCAUGGGGACGAUCGGCUGUAUGCCGGCUGUGGCGAUAACGUACUGUACUGCGUUUCGCUCGAGGAUGGAAGGGUUUGCCGGGAGUUUCAUGGACAUACGGACUACAUACACUGCGUCACGGGAUGUUCAAAUAAACUGGCAACUGCUUCCGAGGAUGGCUCGAUACUGCUAUGGGACAGCCGACAAAAGAAUUCCUACGCCAAAAUUGAACCUCACAAGAAACCAGCUUUACAGCGUUCCGAAUUUGGCCGCUGGCAGGGUACCGUCGCCAUGACGGAAGAUUGGCUUGUGUGUGGCGGUGGACCACGAUUUUCCCUAUGGCAUUUACGCUCACUCGACUGUACCGCUGAUUUCGAUUUCCCCGACCGGGUGCACGUGUCCGGGUUUGUCGAUGAUCUUAUCUAUGCCGGUGGCGAUUAUCCGAAGUUUUAUCAGUACAACUUUAACGGAGAUGUUACGGCCGAAAUACCAACCUCCGGCUCAUCGGUCUACAGUGUAGCGUUGCAGACGGAACCGUACCGGUUCCUGUCGAUUGCCGGCGCUUCGGCACAGGUCGAUGUGUGUACGAACUUUUCCUACCGGGACAUCAUUCUGAACACGUGCGUAAAGCCCAGAUAAGCCCAGUAAUGUCGGGUCCUUAGGGAGGUUGGGUGACGAGAUUGUUUAAUUGAAUCUGUUUAUUUUCAAUCAAAAAGCGUAUAAUGUACAAACACGCAAACUGUAGAGCGUGCAGCAGGAAAACUAAAUAAACUAAUCGGAAAAGUCACUCGAUA
Anopheles stephensi (Asian malaria mosquito) is the source of this 1256-nucleotide messenger RNA. RefSeq names its product THO complex subunit 6 (gene thoc6). Bases 91 to 1101 code for a protein of 336 amino acids. Gene Ontology annotation, cellular component: THO complex; transcription export complex. Gene Ontology annotation, biological process: mRNA export from nucleus. The record is from RefSeq and is a predicted model, not a curated record. NCBI's taxonomy places the organism in Eukaryota, Metazoa, Arthropoda, Insecta, Diptera, Culicidae. Gene Ontology annotation, molecular function: protein binding. The transcript is spliced from 3 exons.